ACUGCGCUUACAUCGAGUCUUACGUUCCUUCAUUCACCACCGCCCGUCUCUCCGCUUAUUUUACCUAGAACUAUUCGUUUCGGUCACAAUCACCUACGAUGUCGUCUCGAUCCUCACAGGAGGCAGGUCCCUCAUCCGGAGUAGGACCUCUGCUCGCGAAUAAGUUGCCGUCGAUCAGGAUCUUACGUCCGCCCCCAGGGAGAGGUUCCCCGAAAGUGGACGAACGGUGUUUCACCUACUGUUCACAGACCAUCGGCGGACGUAUAAACCAGACAGAACCCUGGUGUCGCACAGUCUGCGUUCGACGAGUCUUUGACCAUGAAGUCAAACGGACCAUCGCUACCUUUGACGAAGACCAUGCUGAAAUCAAGACUGUCGACGCCAAGUAUCCACUUCCACCCGAAGGUCAAAAGGCUCUCCGAUUCUUUCCUUGGGUACACGAAGAUCCUAAUGAAUCGCAUGAAGAAGGUUCUCAUGCUCGUGGGCCCGGACGGGCGUACGGACCUAAGAAGGAUUUGCGAUUCUGGCAGGAGGGCUGGUAUCUCUGGAUGAGUAAGAGUCGGUGGGGUGCACAGGAGAGGCUAGAUCUGAUGAUGCAGGAUUUGGAACAUCAGGCGGAAUGGCAACAAUAUAAGGACAAGGUGAUUUCGGAUUGGGCUUCGUAUGAGAGGAAACAACAGUCACAAGCACAAUCACAACUGGAUCGUCCGCCGCCUAUGGCAGGGGAGGCUUUCACGGCUCAUGAUCCUCUACACACUGCUACGCAUACGCACCAACAUGAUGAUUCUUCCCUUCCGCCGCCGCCACCUUUUCCCGAUUAUGUCUCACAGUCCCUCUUGAUACACCUACCGCCUCCCAUUGAACCGCCUUUCGAGAAGGUUCUCGGGCCUACAGGGAGGGUACUCGCUAAGACAUGGGAGUCCAUCGAGAACGGUCAACAACGCCAGCUCUUUACCCGGAUAGUCGAGAAAGCCUUUACGCAAGAGCCACUCAUUCUCGCCCAGAAUGUAUGCAGGAAGGUGUGGGAGAUGUGGACGCAGAAUAACAGGGGAAAUGAAGAGAAUAGUUGAGUCUGGUUUCGUAGAAAUCGGACUAACGGCAGUUUCGCGUUCUUGCUUUUUUGGGGGGGACUUGAUGAUUUUUAUUCAAGACUUGGGUCCAUAGACUAUAAUCCCUACAUGACUUUUAUUCAUUACGCUCCCGCUCGCUCUUGACGUGAACAUCCGAAUGCGGGUCUUGAUACGAAAUCAUGUGCAGCUCGCGUCCUUUGCGCAGUUUUUUUGCGCUAUAACACGCACUGUGGACUGGUGAUAUCGUGUUGAUCCUUCACCGAACGAUUGAAUAUUUUGCAUAGUGUGCC
Molecule: messenger RNA, 1360 nt
Organism: Somion occarium
Lineage: Eukaryota; Fungi; Basidiomycota; Agaricomycetes; Polyporales; Cerrenaceae
Source: the annotation of a GenBank genome assembly